AUGUCCAUCUCUAAAUUUAACCCUCCAGACCUCACUGCACAUUCUCUGCCCUCUUCCCCAACUCCGCCCCCUAUUCCUGCAUUUUCCACCUUUUUCCAUCCACUUUUCCGGAAACCCACCUCGUGUCCCCGUCUUCUGUCUGCUUCCCCAGCCAGAAGAAGAAGUCGAUUACUCUCUAAAUCGUCCGAGGAAGCCGAUGUGUCCGCGGAAGAGGACGAGUGGCUGAAGCGAUUACCUGAGAAGAAGAAGCCUCUGUACUCCCACAGCUUGCCCUGCGUGGAAGCCUGGCUGAAGCAAUUAGGGUUUUACCAAAGCAAGGACGAUCGAGCCGUUUGGUUCGUCGAGAAGCCCGAUUGGCACGCCCAGUUAUCUCUUGAUGUUACCGAUCUCUACAUAAGGUAUCUGAAGGGUGGAUCUGGAAAUCUUGAGAAAGAUGUAGAACGGAGGUUCAGUUAUGCACUGAGUAGAGAAGAUAUUGAGAAUGCCAUUCUCGGAGGGCCAUAA
Molecule: messenger RNA, 504 nt
Organism: Thlaspi arvense
Lineage: Eukaryota; Viridiplantae; Streptophyta; Magnoliopsida; Brassicales; Brassicaceae
Source: the annotation of a GenBank genome assembly